Messenger RNA from Triplophysa rosa, 1533 nucleotides. Its product is annotated as cholinesterase. Lineage: Eukaryota; Metazoa; Chordata; Actinopteri; Cypriniformes; Nemacheilidae. The record is from RefSeq and is a predicted model, not a curated record.
AUGCCGUCAUAUGGUGGGUGUUCACUAGGACUGUGUGCAGUUGUGUUUGUGUUCAUCAGAACUGGAUCCAGUACAGAACAGAUGAAUCUGGCAGCUUUGAUUCGUAGCGUCUCUUCAGGAACAUCAUUGAGAGAUCAGCACACGUUAGACCUGCAAACUCAAGACGAAAAUGACAGAGCCGGUCCUGUUGGGCCCAAACUGAUCACCAAAGAUGGAACCAUUGAGGGUGUGAUGGUGGAUAAGUGUUAUUUUUAUGGGAUACAAUUUGCGGAUCCACCCGUGAGUGCGUACCGCUGGAAACCCCCCCGCCGGGUCACCUGCAUCGGACCCCUUUCUGAAGAAUGUCAGAAGAAGGUAAGCGAGGAUUGUUUGUACCUGAACGUCUUUGUUCCACUAAGUGUAAAAUUCACGACUCCACUGCUCAAACUUCUGCCGGUCAUGGUUUGGAUCCACGGUGGUGACUUCAUCGCAGGCUCCGCCUCCAAAGCGCUUUAUGAUUCUCGACACAUCAGUAACUUCACACACACUGUGGUUGUGAGCGUGGCCUAUCGCCUGGGGGCUUUUGGGUUUCUGGUGUCAGGGAAGAACCCAAAGACAUCAGCGGUGGGAAAUUAUGGGAUUCUGGAUCAGCAGGCGGCUUUGAUCUGGGUUCAGAAGAACAUUGCAGCUGUUGGAGGUGACCCAAACAGAGUGACAAUUUUUGGAGAGAGUGCAGGAGCUCAGUCGGUCAGUCUCCAUCUGAUGAUUGAUGAUCUUCAAACAGGCUCGAAGCUGGUGAACCCGUUUCGCUUUCUGGAGGUGUUUGAAAUCUGGGGGCCGUAUAUGGAUGGAGAGCUGAUCCAGGAGCAGUCGGUGAUGGCCUUUCAGAAGGGACACUGGCAGAAGGAGAAAAAAGUUCUGCUAGGGACGACCUCAGAGGAAGGUAUCAUCUUUGUGUAUGGUGUCUUUACUAAGCCCGUGUCACCGCUUGAGUGCACUAUCUACACAACAGCCAUAUUUAAACAGCACGCCAUCAAAAUCCUGCACAAAUAUUUGCCUCUCUAUGAAGACACAGACCGCAGGGACAUGCUUGCACAGAUUGUUACAGAUUACAUCUUUCUGUGCCCGUCCCGUAAAUCGGCCCGUGCUGGAGUACUGUCUGGAAGUUCAGUGUGGAUGUACGUGUUUGAUCACGUAUCCAGCGACCCUCGCGUGUGGUCCGGUUUGACGUUCUGUUAUCAACACGUGUGUCACGGUGCCGAGCUGCCCUUUUUGUUUGACUCAGCUCCUGUGGCGAAUUUCACUUUCACUCAAGCUGAACGUCUGCUGUCCAACCGCAUGCUGUGUCACUGGGGCUCUUUUGCCCAUGCGGGUGACCCCGGGUCACAUACUGACAUGAGCCCGUUCUGUCAGCAGCAACGCUCCCCGUCAUGGCCGCGCUAUGAGCCCAACAGCGGCUGGCUUGUUAUGAAGCUCACGGUACAUUCACAUGCACAAGCAGGAUCACCAAACGACAUCUGUGACUUCUGGGAUGAACUUGGGAUCUACCCAUGA